Neomonachus schauinslandi (Hawaiian monk seal) is the source of this 495-nucleotide messenger RNA. RefSeq names its product family with sequence similarity 163 member B (gene FAM163B). The transcript has 2 exons. Bases 1 to 495 code for a protein of 164 amino acids. The record is from RefSeq and is a predicted model, not a curated record. NCBI's taxonomy places the organism in Eukaryota, Metazoa, Chordata, Mammalia, Carnivora, Phocidae.
AUGACAGCCGGGACAGUGGUCAUCACCGGGGGCAUCUUGGCGACUGUGAUUCUGCUCUGCAUCAUCGCUGUUCUGUGCUACUGUCGGCUCCAGUAUUAUUGCUGCAAGAAGGACGAGUCGGAGGAGGACGAGGAGGAGCCUGACUUCGCCGUGCACUCGCACCUGCCCCCGCUGCCCUGCGGCCGCAACCUCGUGCUGACCAACGGGCCGGCGGUCUACCCGGCCGCCUCCACCUCCUUCAGCCAGAAGACCCCGCAGGCCCGCGCCCUCUGCCGCAGCUGCUCCCACUACGAGCCACCCGCCUUCUUCCUGCAGGAGCCCGAGGACGAGGGCGUGCGCAACGGCGGGGAGCGCGUGGCCUACCAGAGCAUCGGCCAGGAGGACGCGGAGCUGCCGCCCGGGAGCUUUGGGGGGCUGCAGGCGCUCAACCCCAACCGCCUGUCGGCCAUGCGGGAGGCCUUCUCCCGGAGCCGCAGCAUCAGCACCGACGUCUGA